Molecule: messenger RNA, 2703 nt
Organism: Pelodiscus sinensis (Chinese soft-shelled turtle)
Lineage: Eukaryota; Metazoa; Chordata; Testudines; Trionychidae
Source: RefSeq, a predicted model, not a curated record
AUGGAGUAUGAGAGCUAUUGUGGUGCCACACAGUUCACAAUGGUUUUUGCAUUAAUGGAAAACACCCAAACCAAGUGAGGCCACUUUCCUCUCAUUGUCAGUAUUUCUCAGGUUCUAUAUUUCUGGCAAGUAACCUGGAUGCUUGAUAGUCAGCCUCCUAGGGAAUGGGAGAAUUGGUCUUGCUGAAGAAAUGUGUACUGCCAUAGAAUAUUACCACUUAAAGGAAUGUUAUCACAUUCUGUUGCUAUGGCACAUAGCACUAUAGAAACAGGGGGAAUACCAGAUGGAUUGGGAUGGACUUGCCCAAGUAUGGUUUGCUCCCAGACGACCAGAACUAUUUUGAGUGGAUAAGAUGAGCCAUGGAAUGGUAGCACCAAAGAGCAAUACAGCAUCACCACUUGCCUUGACUGGUUAUGGAUUAUUUCUUCAAUUCAUUAUCUUCAGUAUUUUCAUCGUGGAGGGACUGGCCUCAGUUUGCCCCCGUCCACCGGAGCCUGAGAAUGGAGGCUACAAAUGCCAUCCAACGCCUUGCAGUGACCCUCUGACAUCCGACAGCGUCAUAGAGUAUGUGUGUGAUGAAGGCUACAUGCUAAAGGGAGAUUACAAAUACUUGACAUGCAAGAAUGGAGAAUGGAAUCCAGCCAUGGAAAUUAGCUGUAGGCUAAGCCAAGAUAAAGAUUCUACCCCGACAAUCGGGGUGCCCACCCUCUCCAUAGUGGCCUCCACAGCAAGUUCAGUAGCUCUGAUCCUUCUCUUAGUUGUGUUGUUUGUUUUGCUGCAGCCAAAGCUAAAGUCUUUUCAUCACAGCAGACGUGAUCAAGGUGUAUCUGGGGAUCAGGUCUCCAUGAUGGUGGAUGGUGUCCAGGUGGCCUUGCCGUCCUAUGAAGAAGCAGUGUAUGGCAGCGCAGGGAACUGCAUUCCGCCCUCGGAUUCGCGGGUACAGAUUGUGCUGUCAGAGGGAGCCGGGCAGACUGGAACAAGCGAGAUGCAGCAGCAACAGCAGCAGGACCUAGGGGCUCGUGACUGCUUUGUUGGCGAGGAUGAGACCCCAGGACACUCUGGACUGUGUGAAGCCAGUGGCUCCCAGCGCUCUGAAACUGUUCUCGUGCACCAGGCCACCACGUCUUCCUGGGUAGCUGGCAUGGCUAGCAGCAGACCGGUGCACAGAGAUGCUCAAGACUCAGAAAGCAGUGAUAUACAAAGCCUUUUAUCACUCACUUCCUCUGAGGAGUACACAGACGAUAUUCCAUUGUUGAAGGAAGCAUGAGACCUGCUGCACUUGUUUAGCCUUCUCCCUCUUGAUUUCUCCUCUUCUUCCUUGGGCUGCAAGCGUUCUGUGCAGCCUUCCCCACCUUCACCAGCUGGGCCCUGGAUACCUCCAAGCAGAGAACCUUCAGCUGAAGAUCUAAGGGAUGUCACCAGGUUGUCUCCUCCUUGCACCGGUUGGGUUGGUGUGGUGUCAGCCUCCCCAUCCCAUUUGCAUUAGGGGCUUGAGUAAUGUAAUGGGUUUGAGCUCCUCCCUCUUCUUCCCUCCCUGUGCCAGAUGUUUGACAGCAGCUGCUGGAGAGCUGCUAUUUACUUGUGCCUUUCUCCUCACACCGGCUUGUUGCAGCUUCUCACAGGCCUCACUAGCUCUUUAGCAGCCCGGAGAGCAGGGGCCAAGAACUGCUUGCUCAUUGGGUGCAGACAUCGCUUAUGUUAAAGGCCUUUCUUCCAGUAUCCUCUCGGCGUCUAGGGCAGGACAGCACUCCCAAGAGGGCCAGACCUGGUCUUGGGGAGAAGUUCCGAUAUGGGUGAUUUACACUAUCCAGCAGUGCUCAUAGUUUUUAAAAUAAAGUGGUAUGUUCUGUAAUUUAGUUGCAUAUUAACAGUUCGGCAUCAAUGACUAUUGUAAAGGCAGAGAAGUCUUGACAUCUUCCACAAGAUUUUUGGAAACACUUGAAGAUUGUUUCUUCCUUCUCUUUUCUUUCUUUGUUGUCCCCCAUCUCCCUCGCCCCCCUCCCCCAAAUUUACAUACACCCUUGAUAUAGGAGAGUGAUGGUCCCUCUGCAAGAUUCCACUCCAGAAAAUCCCACUGUCGUACUUUCAUUGGCCUCACAAUCUACUUUGUUUUCUGAAGCCUGGGUCUGGGGCUACUCUGAGAAAUGUUAGUACUUCCUCCCAGUGCUGCUCUAGCACAGUCCUGAUGCUAGACUCUAGGAGAAUUUCUGAAAAAAAGCUAGCUGUAGACAAGGCCUAGAAGCAAGAAGACUCGUGGUACAACCCUGAGUACCUGAUCUCCAGUUAAAAGGCCUGUGUUAGCUGCAGGUUAGUCACGUUGCCCUGACAGUGUGCCAGGAUUAUGCCCAGUGUAUCCAAAGGCCUGCCCUUUUGCAGGUAUCAGGUGACUGACAUUUUUUAAAAAAAAUUAUGGCUAUUCCGCAGGACUGCUUGGGUUUGCCAGACACCAGCAACUUUAACUUGGACAGUAAAAAUGGACAUGUAAUUUAGACACAUUGUCCCUUUCUCUCUCUGUGUUCCAGGAUCAUUAGGUCUUUUUGAUAUGUAAUCUGGAUUUGCUGGCCAUUACGUUUGGUCAUAAGAACAUAAUAUCUCUGGUCAGCAGAGAUAUUAACAUCGUCAGCUAAUGUUGGGGUUUGUGCUUAGCAUCCCCAAUUACCUGGCAAGAGAUACCAUAACACAAAGUACUCAAGUACUGAAUAG